AUGACCGCUAUUGCAACCGCACCAGUCAUGAGUAGCCAUGACUCAGGAACAGAGGCGGGCACAGAACAUAGCCCUUCCCGUUUCACUGCGGUGAACGGCAAGGACACUUCCGUUCCCCUCAAUGGGGCCAAUCCCAUUCCAACUCAGCAAGACCGAGUCUCCGUGAGUCUAGAUGUCCGGGAUCAUUCCAGGCAAGAUAUCUCAGAACAUGACGAAAAUAGCCCUGAAGACUUGUCAUCACGGCCAUCGCCAGGGACAUCGGCGCACAGCCACAAACGCAAGAGAUCUUACUCGAGGGAGCAAGAGUCACGGCAUCCAUCGGAACCGGGUGGCACGGGCAGAAACUCCAUCAGCCAUCCAUCUGAAUUGAAUGCUCCGCCAAAUUCCAGUGGAUUGGGCUCAGGGUCCGUCUCAGAUGUGGAGAUAGCGCCCCAUUUACAUGGCCGAUCCGACCCCCCGGAAUCCGCCCAGCCUCCCUCCAAUGGCUCAUGGCCGGAAUAUGAUUCUCAGCUGGUGAGCCAAGCUCAACGAGCUCAGCAAAUCGACACAUCCGACGCUCAGCUGGCUGAUGCGCUUCAGAGAGAGGCGCAUUCCCAAGAUCCCAACCAUCGCAACUCAUCCCGUCCAAACCCCUCCGCCCCCACGAGUCAGCCCUCCUCAUCACCCGCGUAUUCUUCGGAGCGACCGACGACAGCAGUACAGGUCGCACCUAAGCGUAAGCGGGUCUUUAGUAACCGAACUAAAACUGGUUGCAUGACCUGUCGACGCCGAAAAAAGAAAUGCGACGAGCAGCAUCCAUCAUGUAAUAAUUGUCUUCGUGGAGGAUUUUUAUGUGAAGGAUACUCAUCACGAAGUACUUGGCAAAAGCCUACGACCCCCAAGGCUCCGGUUCCGCUACAGUCGAAAGAAGGAUAUCCUGAAAUCGGCGGACAAUAUCUCCCAGAGGCACAGCAUCAUGACCGACAAAUGACAGAGCACAUGGAUGUUCGAAAAAUGCGCCCAGUUGUGGUAGAGGAGGAGCGACCUGUCCCACAAUAUAAUACUAGUCCUACAGAGACCAACUCCGCCCACCCAACGUGGCCGAAACGUGUAUGGCCAACGCCCAACCACCAACCACCGUCAUAUCCAUCUGAGCAUGUGGACAAGCCCGAUUACCGAGGGGUCCCAUUAAUUCAUGAACUUCCCCGAGAGGCACCGCCCAAGCCGGACUAUCCUAACGUACCCCCGAUUCGAGAAAUCUCUCAUGGACCACCACCAAAGGCAGGCAUGCCUCUUCUCUUCCAAGGCUCUACGGUGCCGCCGGUUCCUGCUACCACUACUAUGGAUACGAACAGCCCCCAGGUGCAAGCCAGAAUGGCGUUGAGUAUCGAGAACCAAUUAUCUAAUCGCAAAAGUAAUACCGACACCGAAAUGGACAAAAUGAUCAAAGGCGAUCUUUACCAGCCGUUUGACCUGCAACUCAUGGAGGCAAAAGCACGAUGCCGAAGUGCGCUGGCGCGAUUCAAUAAUGCCUGUAACCCCCUUGGUGGGCUAAGCUCUAAAGAGCAGAAUCGCCUCCUAAAAGAAAUUCUGGCACCUCAGCCUUCAUGUAUGCUUAAACCUCCUGGGUCGCCGGGCCCCUCCGGUUCGAUGUGUCGCCCCGCCCCAAGCAUUGAGCCAGGAGCAAUUGUGGAGUCUCCCUUUACUUGUCAUUAUGGCCAUCUCAGUAUUGGCGAGGAUGUCAUGAUCUCUCACGAUUGCUUUUUUAUCGACGACUGUUAUAUUUUUAUUGGCGCCCACACCUGGGUUGGGCCGAAGGUCACCAUCCUCACUACCAUGGCGCAUUUAAGCAUGCAGGAACGUAAAGGCACUCAAAGUCGAUAUGAAGGGCGGCGAGUGCGCAUCAUGGAAGACUGCUAUAUCGGUGCCGGUUGCACCAUAUACCCUGGGGUAACACUAGGCAGAGGUGCUUAUAUUGCCCCCGGGGAAGUCGUUCGAAGUGAUGUUGUUCCUUAUGGAUUUCAAGGGUUCAAACCCAACUACAUGUGA
This is a messenger RNA of Penicillium angulare, 2028 nucleotides long. RefSeq lists its product as uncharacterized. The transcript has 2 exons. Gene Ontology annotation, molecular function: acetyltransferase activity; zinc ion binding; DNA-binding transcription factor activity, RNA polymerase II-specific. The record is from RefSeq and is a predicted model, not a curated record. Lineage: Eukaryota; Fungi; Ascomycota; Eurotiomycetes; Eurotiales; Aspergillaceae. Gene Ontology annotation, biological process: regulation of DNA-templated transcription. Bases 1 to 2028 code for a protein of 675 amino acids.